AUGAAAACACAUAAUAUCGAUGAAAAUGAAGACAGAAUCAGUGAUUUACCGAAUUGUGUGUUACUUCUCAUACUGUCGAUUUUGAACACCAAAGAGGCCGUUCAAACCUGCGUUUUGUCCACGAGAUGGAAGAAUCUCUGGAAGUAUAUUCCUGUUCUUUCAAUAAGUUCUUGCCACUUCGAGACUCGGAUGGGUUUCACCAUAUUCGUGUAUCAAUUUUUGUAUCUACGUGAUAACAAAACCGCACUGCACACUCUCGAUCUUCACCGCGAUGGUGUCAUCUGGCCUGGCUACCUCAUGUGGGUUAUAAAAUACGCAUUUGACCACGGUGUCCAGCUAUUAGAUGUAGAUUCGACCUUUUAUUAUCAACACUAUCCACUUCCCUACGUUUUAUGUCACACUUUAACAUCUCUUACCCUUUGUACAAACAAUCAAUUUGGUCAUCCUUCAUCAUUAUUCCCAACUUCUCUGAAUUUGCCUGCAUUAACCAGCAUGUGUCUAAAAUACUUUGCCUUUCAUGGUAGUGGUGAUGAUGACCGUGCUGAGCCCUUUUCGUCAUUUAACAGCUUGAAAAGUUUGAUCAUUCACUGUUGUGUUGAAGAACAAAACCUGUUCAUAUCAAGUGACACACUUGUUUAUUUAAGAAUCAAUACAUUUGCUAUUCAACGUUGCAAAAUCGAGUUAUCUACUCCAAGUCUCCGUAGCUUUGAUUUUAAGGGUAAUCCUAUUCAGAAACUCAGUGGGAACAAUAACAAUCUCUCUUCUAUCAAACAUGUAAAAAUUGAUGUAGCAGUCCCGUCAUAUAUCGAAAAAUAUCCCUUGGUUCUUUUCAACUGGCUAGUUGAGCUUUCUCGUAUCGAAUCAUUGACAGUCUCUUCAUCUAUUCUUGAGACUCUUUGCUCAGUUCCUGGUUUAUGGAAGGUUGAUUUCCCUUACUUACAAAACUUGAAAUUGCUGAAAAUAAUAACAUACCGACCUUCAGCGAUACCUGAGAGAAUAGUCGACUUUUUGCUGCAAAAGUCACCCUUAGCAAAGGCUGAGAUCAUAGACUUGACAAGAUUGUCGGAUCCACAGAAUCCAGGGGAUCCACAAGAGCUGGAAAAGAUUAGGACUACUUGUGUGGAACUUUCCCACGGAAUUGGACGGAAAUGCGUUUUCGGACGGAAUUCGGAUGGAUUGGGCGUUGUCCGAAAAAGCCGCGUCGCAAAUCGUAUUUUCAUCCCAAUUUCUGUCCGAAAUAUUUUUCAGACGGAUUUCGUACGGUUUUCGCACAAACGCAGUUGUGGGAUGUUGGACUAA
Molecule: messenger RNA, 1299 nt
Organism: Medicago truncatula (barrel medic)
Lineage: Eukaryota; Viridiplantae; Streptophyta; Magnoliopsida; Fabales; Fabaceae
Product: F-box protein At1g60400
Exons: 3
Coding region: 1-1299 (432 amino acids)
Molecular function (GO): protein binding
Source: RefSeq, a predicted model, not a curated record